Molecule: messenger RNA, 942 nt
Organism: Syzygium oleosum
Lineage: Eukaryota; Viridiplantae; Streptophyta; Magnoliopsida; Myrtales; Myrtaceae
Exons: 1
Coding region: 1-942 (313 amino acids)
Source: RefSeq, a predicted model, not a curated record
AUGGGUUGCUGUUUCAGCUCCGCCCACCGCCACCCACAUGCCCAAAAGCCCUCGAGACCCGAUCUUUCUCCGCCGUUCCCUCCGGCGAUGCCAUGUAGGAACGCCGACGCGACACGUGCCGCGGCCAUGCUCGUCGAAGAAGAAGAUGAAGAGGAGGUUGCCGUCAAGGAAGUCCUCUCCGAAACACCUCUGCCGAAACCUCGCCCUCCACCUCAAACGACAGUCGACGACAGUGCAAAAGCCGAGGCUCUUUUCUUGCCUAAGCUUCAAGAAUGCACACUGGAAGCUCAAGCUCCGACCGGAGACAAAGAAGAGGAUGUCGCCGAAGUUGUUUCCGAGUGUUCAGAGCUAUGCAGCGUCGGCGAGAGCUUCUCCACCGCCAGUGCCACUACGGCGACCACUGCUACUACCGUCGCCGAGAGGAAGGAGAUCGAAGUGACGAGCAGAGACGAAGGAGAAGUCACGCAGAGAGUGAUCAAGAGAUCUCCCAUGAAGUUGCAGAGGAACCGUCCCUACUCCGGAGAGCAGGCGGCGAGACGAGCGGCGAGAUCUCCGGCGAGACGAGCGGCGAGAUCUCCGGCGAAGAAGCCGGAGCUUCCCAAGGCGGCGGCGGCGGCGACGACGACGAUGCAGCAGCGGAGCCGCAUGGGGACUACAACUGCCGCAUUGCGGCGAGACCAGAGCGAUGGCCUCGGUCGGCGGUCGAGGUCGCCGGCGACCAGGAACGGCGGUGGAGGGAGGAGGAGCGGGGCGGGGGGCAGUCCGCUGAAGAAGGCCGGGAAUGCCGGCGGCAGGUCCGCGGCCGCGUCGGCCGGCGGCGACGUGGACAAGAAGGAUUUCGACACGGGCGGGGAGGGAGGAGGAGACGACGGGGAUUCGAAGCAGGGGAAUGAGUCCGUCGAUAACCCUCUUGUCUCGUUGGAGUGCUUCAUCUUUCUGUGA